AUGAGCCUCGUGAGAACCACCCCAGCCGGAGCGCGGACCGGCAGGGUGGCCGGUGGCGGCGAGAGGGAUGCACCCAGGACAAAAGGAGCAAACGCGAGGGCAGGUACCGCGACGGGGGGACUCGUCGUGGGACGAAGACGUGCGGCGCAAGUGUGUGCGCGUGAGGCCACGGGUCAGACGCACAGCACUCGGCGGAGCCGGCCGCCGCAGGCGUGUGACAUGGACCCGGGUCCCCGCCGCCCGGGACGCCCAGCCAGGCUGCCGGAGCCCCUUCCCGGACGCCUGCACACCAGCCAUCGCCGGCCGGCACCGGGUGCCCGAGGGGAGAGCCGGCGGGGCGGCCCGCGGCGGCCCCUCUCCGCGCUCUCGGACAGCUGUCAGCCGGCCGGGGCUCGGGCACACUCCGGACGCCGCCUGGGGCCGGGCCCGCCGCCCGCGCGGACAAUGGCGCGGUCCCCGACCCCGGCGCGGCACCGGCCGUCGGCGGACGCGGCCGAGGCGUCCCGCGCGCACUCACCUGGGGCGUCGGCUCGGCGCAGCGCGGGCCCGCGGGCUGCGGACGACGCGGCGGGUGCGCCCAUUCAUUAG
Jaculus jaculus (lesser Egyptian jerboa) is the source of this 588-nucleotide messenger RNA. RefSeq lists its product as uncharacterized. Lineage: Eukaryota; Metazoa; Chordata; Mammalia; Rodentia; Dipodidae. The transcript has a single exon. Bases 1 to 588 code for a protein of 195 amino acids. The record is from RefSeq and is a predicted model, not a curated record.